Molecule: messenger RNA, 2303 nt
Organism: Myotis lucifugus (little brown bat)
Lineage: Eukaryota; Metazoa; Chordata; Mammalia; Chiroptera; Vespertilionidae
Gene: PHAX
Product: phosphorylated adaptor for RNA export
Exons: 5
Coding region: 732-1370 (212 amino acids)
Biological process (GO): snRNA export from nucleus
Cellular component (GO): nucleus
Source: RefSeq, a predicted model, not a curated record
CUCUCCCUCCUCUCUCUGAAAUAAAAAAAACAUUAAAAAAAGAGUGAAAACAAAUUCUGUUUUAACUACUAGUAACAAUUAGUGUGUAUAUCAUUUUCAAGCAUUCUGACAAGAACUGAAAAGAUUGCAAAUCUUCUAAAGGUGAGAAUGAAGGGCUUUGGUAAUUUUUUUUAGAAGGAGGCCUUAGAACUAAGUUCUGCAUUAGCUCUAUAAAGAAGAAUUUAUGCCUUUAAAAUUGGAAAUUCCAUACGGACCUUUAGAAAAGUAGGGACUGAAUUGGUUUCUCAUUUUUGAAGAUCAGUUCUGCUUCGAAAUGGUCCAGCUGAAUUCGUAAAUAAUUUUUUCUUUAAAGAGCACAUGGUGGGUGGCGUUGAUGUGUUUUGUGGAAUUGAUUUAUUUCCUUUCUCUCCCAGAAAGCACUAGUUGGGGACAGUGCAGUGAGGCCCUUCCAGGGCACUGCAGCAGCCUAUGCACCAGUGUCACAUUAUCGGACUGUUAAAGGUGUAGACUCAAGUGAAGAGAGCUUUUCUGAUUCAGAUGAUGAUACCUCUCUUUGGAAACGCAAGCGACAGAAGUGUUUCAACCCCCCUCCCAAACUAGAGCCUUUUGCAUUCGGCCAGGGCAGCCAGAAGCCGCCUUUUGCUGGAGGGAAGAAGGUUAACAACAUCUGGGGUGCUGUGCUGCAGGAGCAGAAUCAAGAUUCGGUGGCCAACGAACUUGGUAUCUUGGAAAUGGAAGGCACUAUUGACAAAAGCAGACAAUGCGAGGCCUACAAUUAUUUGCUUGCUAAGAAACUUAGGAGGGAGUCUCAAGAACAGACAACAGAAUUAGACAAAGAGCUAGAUGAAUAUAUGCAAGAUGGCAAGAAAACAGGCUCAAAGGAAGAGGAAAACGGGCAAGGUCAUCUCAAACGGAAACGACCUGUCAAAGACCGACUAGGGGACAGACUGGAAAUGAACUAUAAAGGCCGGUAUGAGAUCACAGAGGAGGAUUCUCAGGAGAGAGUGGCUGAUGAAAUUACUUUCAGGUUGCAGGAACCAAAGAAAGAUCUGAUAGCCCGAGUAGUGAGUAUUAUUGGGAACAAAAAGGCAAUUGAACUUCUGAUGGAAACUGCUGAAGUAGAACAGAAUGGUGGCCUUUUUAUAAUGAACGGUAGUCGAAGAAGAACACCAGGUGGAGUUUUCCUGAAUCUCCUGAAAAACACUCCUAGUAUCAGUGAGGAACAAAUUAAGAGCCAAGACCAAGAUUUCUUUUAUGGCAUCUUUUCCUGGUUUCUUAGCACGACAUUUUCUACAUUGAAAAUCAAAAGGAAUAUGAAAAUAAAAAAGCUGCUAGGAAGAGGAGAACACAACUGCUGGGGAAGAAGAUGAAGCAAGCUAUUAAAAGUCUGAAUUUUCAAGAAGAUGAUGAUACAUCACGAGAAACUUUUGCAAGUGACACGAAUGAGGCCUUGGCCUCUCUCGAUGAAUCACAGGAGGGACAUGGAGAAACUAAGUUGGAUGUAGAGGAAGAUAUUGAGGUUGAUCAUUCUCAUGAUUUAGACAUUUUUUAGUACAUUUGAGGAAUAAACCCUCCUAAAAUAAUAUUGUAAUAAACCAUUUCUACUGAAUUGCUUUGUUUUACUUUGCACUGAUUAACAUGAAUAUCUGGAGAAAAAGAUCUGUUUUUUUGUUUUAAAUGAAAUUGAAUAUGGGCGGAGAUGAAUGAGAUUGGUAGAAACUUUUGCAUUUUCUUGUGUCUGACAACAUACUUAAAAGUAUAUAGCUGAGAAUUUAAUUUCUCGAUCUGUUGCAUGUGCUAUGACUAGUUGAUAAUCAGUUUUGUCCAGGUCAUUAUAACAUGCCAUUCAAAAGUUUGUUUUCUUUUUCCUAUUUAUCUUUGCAGUGAAUUAUGACUGGUUUCAAUACAUUCCACUAAAAGAUCCUACUAAGACAUAAAUUGUUAAACUAUUUAUUACAAAUGCAUCCAAAUUUAGUAUGUCUGUGUUUGAAGAACUCUUAGGCUAUUUUAAGGAUAGUGAUUAAAAUUCAAUUAUGUUUAUUCUGAUGGGCUUUCCCACUUGUUUGUCCAGAAGUAAAUAAAUAGCAGAAGCUUUUCACAGAUGUAUUGAUUCAUAACUUAACUUUGGUUUGUUUGUCUUUUUUAUUUUAUUUUGUUUUUGACUUAUUAACUUGGUCAUACACUAAAUACUGAAUGUGAUCCAUACCUGUGUAAUUAAUUACUAUGGAUAUUUAAAAUGUUUUCAGUGGUGGCCUGCCUGUUUUACCUUAUGUUAAGGAAGUAUUAAAAAUAUCACAUCUGCA